Messenger RNA from Chelonia mydas (Green sea turtle), 7726 nucleotides. RefSeq names its product opioid receptor delta 1 (gene OPRD1). The transcript is spliced from 3 exons. Gene Ontology annotation, molecular function: neuropeptide binding; G protein-coupled enkephalin receptor activity. Gene Ontology annotation, biological process: neuropeptide signaling pathway; G protein-coupled opioid receptor signaling pathway. The record is from RefSeq and is a predicted model, not a curated record. NCBI's taxonomy places the organism in Eukaryota, Metazoa, Chordata, Testudines, Cheloniidae. Bases 71 to 1189 code for a protein of 372 amino acids. Gene Ontology annotation, cellular component: membrane; neuron projection.
CCCCCACCCCUUUCCAGGGCUGCAAGGGGGUGGCGGCUGCUUGGAAAGUCUCGCCCCGCUUGGCCCCGCCAUGGAGCUGUCCACACUGCCCGGGGCUGAAGCCGACGCCGAAUUCUUCUCCAACGGCAGCCGCCUGCGCGCCUCGCCCUGGGGUCCCUGCCCCAACCAGAGCUUCAACCACACGGGGCUGCCCGCGGCCAAGGACCCCACCUCCAUCGCCAUCGCCAUCGCCAUCACCGCCCUCUACUCCGUGGUGUGCGUGGUGGGGCUGCUGGGGAACAUCCUGGUCAUGUACGGCAUCGUCAGAUACACCAAGAUGAAAACGGCCACCAACAUUUACAUCUUCAACCUGGCCCUUGCAGACGCCCUGGCGACGAGCACGCUGCCCUUCCAGAGUGCCAAAUACCUGAUGGAGACCUGGCCCUUCGGGGAGCUGCUCUGCAAGGUGGUCCUCUCCAUCGACUACUACAACAUGUUCACCAGCAUCUUCACGCUGACCAUGAUGAGCGUGGAUCGCUACAUUGCCGUGUGCCACCCGGUCAAGGCUCUGGACUUCCGCACCCCAGCCAAAGCCAAGAUCAUCAACGUCUGCAUCUGGGUCCUCUCCUCUGUGAUUGGCGUGCCCAUCAUGAUCUUGGCUGUGACCAAGUCAAAAGAUGGGAUCGUGCUCUGCAUGCUCCAAUUCCCUGAUCCCGCCGUGUACUGGGACACGGUGACCAAGAUCUGCGUGUUCAUCUUCGCCUUCAUGGUGCCCAUCCUGGUCAUCACCAUCUGCUACGGGCUCAUGAUCCUACGCCUCAAGAGCGUCCGCCUCCUCUCGGGCUCCAAGGAGAAGGACCGCAAUCUGCGUCGCAUUACCCGCAUGGUGCUGGUCGUGGUAGCGGCCUUCAUCAUCUGCUGGACGCCCAUCCACAUCUUCGUCAUCGUCUGGACGCUGGUGGACAUAGAUAAGAAGAACCCCUACGUGGUGGCCAGCUUGCACUUCUGCAUUGCCCUGGGGUACACCAACAGCAGCCUCAACCCUGUCCUCUACGCCUUCCUGGACGAGAACUUCAAGAGGUGCUUCCGGGAGUUCUGCCUGCCCUUUCGGUCCCGGAUCGAGCAAAACAGCUUCUCCCGAGCGAGAAACACCACCCGGGAGCGCGUCUCCACCUGCACCCCUUCCGAAGCCCUCAAUAAGCCAGCAUGACUAGACAUGGAUAGCCACCAGCGGGGCUUCCGUGGCCGCAGAAGGGAGGAACUGUUCUCGGAGGUGACUCAGGUCACCACCACAGAAUUCUAGUGGAGGUGGCUGGAGGCGAGUGGGCGGAAGUGGAGGGGCUCAUCAAGGACUCUUUAAAAAAAAAAAUUUGCAAAUGCUUGAUUUUCCAUGAAGACACCAGGGUGAUGGGGAAUUGGGCAGGGAGCGGGAGGAUCACAAAGCAACAGAUUCCUGGCUGAACAUUUCUAAGAACUGUAGAAAAACAGACCAUGGCAUCGGAUGGGCAAUGAGGAGGAUCCACAGGCUGCAAACACGUCAUCAGACGAGCACCAAACCUGCACCACAAGGCAGCCUGGAGAUGGACAGGCCCCGCCAUCAGGAUGGGGGAACCUGCCGCUGCUUUCGUGGGGGUGGGGCCGCUUCUUUAACUCUCAGCGGAUGUAAAAGCCCAGGCGCCCUUCAAACCCCGGUUGCAAAGCUGCAACCCUGUGAAGUCAUGUGCCAUUCAAGCGUCGGGUUUUGUUCCCCCGAUGCCAGCAGGUGGCGCCGGUGGCGAGAAACCUCAGCUCGCGGGGGGCAAGCUGCUGUGCCAAAGCGCACCAUGCUCUGGGACCCGUGCAAGGUAGAACUGGGGUUCGCCAACAGCCCAAGGACUCUGGGGAGGAGCCCUGCGCCUUCGUUGUUCCCGUUCUGACCUUGCACACGGCAGGCCCCGGCGCAUCCUGCUGACCCUUUGCAGCUGCACUCUGGGACGGCUGCUCAGGACCCCCCCCGUAGGAGAGCAGAGCACUCACUGACUGCCAUGUCUUGUACAUAUGUACAUUCCAACUGCCCACCUGUCCAGGGCGGCCUGAGACGUUCCUGACGGAGGCGUGUGGCUACUUGUCUCGUGUGCCUGCUUCGUUCCUUUCGCCGCAUCGUUAUUGCUCUGUACAGCCUUAUGCGGUGCAAAGCGGGAUCUGUAGGAGUCAGCCAAUUCCCCUGCUUACCCCGGGCCGCGGAGCUCGGAGCGUCACGGACACUCGUGGAAGGAGUGCCAGGAUCUGCCCGGCGAGAAUGCACUCCCGCCGCCCCUCGCAGAGAGGCACCGCGUCGUGCGUUCAGUGUCACAGUAGGAACUGGGAUUGUUGCUGUACGGCAGCAGCAGGAGGGUGACUGCGCUGGGAGAGGGGACUCCCUCUGCCUGUCUCUGGGGGAGGCUAAACACUGAAGUUAAAGAUCCUUUCAAGACUUUUCUAAAAAGAGAUCUGGGAUCCCUGCCAUACCUCCCUCUCUCUCACUUAGGGCCUCUGCCAAACCCCAGUCAAGUCAAUGCGAGUCUUUCCCAGGACUUCAGUGGGGUUUGGAUCAGCCCUUAAAGUGGGCUGGAGGGGCCCACACUGUGGGAGAGUCAUUGCUAGGCACGCAGUGGCUCUCGCAUUUGCCCGCCGCAGCCAGUCUCAGGGCCCAACUCUCCAACCCAGGCCCAGAAGCUAGGGCUCCCACUUGCACAGUGCUCAAGUGGGCAUUCAUGGGCCCUGGUACCAUCCCAGGCAACAAUAUGCUGAUCGGCGCAUCCACAUGCAGAACUAGGGGUCUCAUAGUAGUUUGCAAAUCGGGUUUCUGAUAUCUUUGCAAAGCACAUUGAGAUACUCUGAGCAUGACAGGCACCAGCUUAAACCCAGCUCCUUUCUAUGCUCUCUGUGUGCAUAUGCACGUUGGAAUACCAGACACGGGCUCUGUUGUUAUUUUUUUUAUUUCAGUGGUAUCUAAAUGCCUUUUCUUGGUCAUGGACUCCAUGUGUUUGGUGCUGUACGUUGUGCUCAAGCCACAGAAUUAGAACCCAGGGCCAAAUCUCAAACAUGCGGGCAAUCGGACACGGGAUUUUCGUUCUCCCUGUUCUAAGAUUAUCUGCAUGAUUCCAGGUGGGAGCCAUGUUUGGAGUUCAUACAGCUGGACAGCGUGUUGGGAUGUGAACUUCUGGGCCAGGCUCAGGUCUGGUUAACAGAUAAACCUGCAGAACUGGUCAGCCUGGUGGGGAAUGGGCUGUGAUGAUUUGAUGGGGAGGAAAAGUGCAGGCACGUAGCAAUGAGCAGAGCUGAUCCAGGCCAGAGGCAGGCCACGGGCUGCACCAACACCGCGGGCUGGAUUCGGCUUGCGGCUACACUGGUAUAAAUCCAACAAAGUCAACAGAGUUGUACCGGACUCACACUGGAGUGAGACAGUCCUGGGGAUCUGUGUCCUCUGUCCAUAAAACAGGUCACACUGCAAGCUCCCUGCCUGCCAAUGUGCCUUGACUCUCAUCGGGGGGGCACUCUCCUUUCGGGGGUGAAAGGAGCUCUCCCUCCUUAGCCCAUUCAAUGCCAAGGCAUUGCUGCUGGGAGGGCUCCCAAGGAGACCCGUCAGUGCCAGUAGAAGCGGUGGGUUUUGUGAUGUGUCCACCUGCCUGCUGGGAGCUGGGCGGACCUGAUCCCACUCAUUUCACACCAGCCUGGGGACACUUAUUAGAGAGAAGCUACUUGUGGUCAUUAGCUGUUUGGGCUGGAUUGCAACCUACAGGUGAAAGGCUCUUCAUCAUAAAAACAGACACACAUACGUGUGCGUGUGUCUGUGUGUGCGUGUGAGAGAGAGAGACUUACGUAUACAUGUGUGUUGCUUAGUAGACGUUGGCCUUUUACUACAAAUCAAGAAUAGUUCUAGCAACCUAGGGCUGAUGCACAACACGGAGGGCUGUCCACUGCAGCUGGUCCUAUUACUCUUAUGACCACAGCACCUACCUGCCCCGGCUGAGCUCAGGGCUCCAUUGUGCGAGGUGCUGCAUGCACCCCCAGGAAGAGAUCGGCCAACUCCAAAGACCUCACAGUCUAAAUAAACAAGACUGACGAACAAGGCGCUAUUUUCCCGGUUUCACUAAUGACAUGCAGGGAGUCCGCAGUAAGAAAUGAGCCCCGAUCAGCUGAGCCUUACUGUCCAUCCUCCGUAGCGCUGGCCCCACUUUCUCUCUCACUGUCCAUUCGAGAAGGCUGCACGACGCCUGCAAUGAACCAUUCCAUCCAGUGGGAAGGUGGCAAUUCAGCAAUGCAUCUGGAGCUGAGCUUUGCGGUUCAGGCCAGUCUCCAAUAUGUCUGUAAAAUCUGAGUGGCAUGUCCAAUACAUUAUGCACCACAGGCUUAUUCUCCCCCAAGGGACAAGAGCUACACAUUCUUUGUAUAGAUCAGCAUGUAAAGGUUAAUGAAGCAGCCCAAGACAACUUUCCUAAGCUGCAUAAUUCUUAAUUUAGUUUCAUAAUAAGAGAGACUUGACAGUAAUAAUACUCUGUGCUUCUAGAUAAGAACCUUGGCAGUAUUUGCAAACAGGAAUGAAUUACCCCUGCUGGGAGAGAGGCGCAUGAUCCCUUUUCAACUGUUUGGGGAAACUGAGACACAAAGAGGCAGAAUGAUUUGCUUACGGUCAUGCAGGAAGUCUGUGACACAGCUGGGAGUCCAACCCAGGCCUCAUGAUGCCUUGGCAUGUGCUUUAACCACCGAACCCUCCUAUCUCUCUUCCCAGACUUAUAAAAUAGAAAUGAAAUGUAUUCCUGCACACACACAAGUAUACAUGUAUAUAAACAACUCAGAUUCCCUACUGCUAGGAAACAUUUAGCUUACAGACCAAGGCAACUAUGCAAAGAUUAAAUCCUUCCAUCUUUGCUCUUUAUCUUUGCACAGAUCGACCCCAUGCAUGGGCUCAGACCCAAUAACUAGACAAGCACUCGGGAUCCCACCUGAGCGCCCUAUUAUUAUGUGUGAUGACAAGAUGGCAAGCCGCAAGCCCUGACUGAGUAACGUGAUCCAUCUCCUUCCACAAUCCAGUCCGAUCCAGCCACCCGGCUGGAGCCUUGAAACUCAAUUGGUUAAAGGUCAGACACGGGAUGCCAAGAGUGAAAAGUACCAGCUCAGCCCAGAGCAGAUGGAGCCAAGACAGAAGAGAUGCAGCAGUGGAAGUAUCCUCCUGAGGCCUGAGUCUCCACUGCCAUGCAUCCCAGGCCAGUAUUUAUGCUCGGGCAAAUGGAGAGUAAAAUGCUACCAGCAGCCUCUUACACCCAUGUGGCCAGGUGCAGGUCAAUGGAGAAUCAGUCCUCUAGUUAACUGCAGCGCGAUCUCAUUACAGAAACAAUUAAUGGGGCCUUCACGUUUCCCUGUUAGAGUUAAACCAGUUGGUAUGGAUUAGCACUGCCACAAUGCUCUGCAGUCUCUCACCAAGCAGCUGAAUCCGGUUGCCUUAGUCAGUCCCAAAAGGAAUGGAGAGGAUUUAUAAAACGGUAAUUAACAAAUGAGAGAAUCUGGCUGAUGCGUGAAAAUGACAAGCCCUGGAGACAAGAGGAAGAAUGGCCGCUGGCCAGUUUGUUUCCAUUGCUCCCCGCUGCCCCCGCGACUCAAAGAAUCUGUGUAGUGCAUAGGAAUUGGGUUGUAUCCCUUUAAAUACUUUGUGAGCCUUCUAGUGGUGCUCACUAAGUUUCAGAAGGCAGCUGAGCCCUGCCAGAGCAGCAGUGCGUAUAUGUAGCUGGGCCUUGCUGCAUGUUGUAUAUAGUUAGUGAACAUGGGUAUUCAGACCCCACCAGGCCUGUGUGGUUCCUUCACAUUACACGUUGGAAUCAGCUGAGCCAGGGAGCGCCUAGACUGAGCCAUUUUGGAAAGAGGACCCAAAAAUAUUCAGGAAUUUUUGGACAAUGUGAAGGGCAGGUGACAGUUCAAAAACCACCAUGUAUUCAAAAUACCAUUUUUUGAACUGUACCAAACUUCCCAGAAAAACUCUACCCCAUGGUGAGAUGGGACAUGCAACAUUUCAGGAUAAUUGGUUUUCUUGUUGGCCACUGGGAUAACAACCUGCUAUUGCUGCCAGCUUAUGUAGCUGCUCCUUUAGCUCAAGUGCUAGAGGUCUGUGUUUUGGUGCUGAAAGACAAGUCUUGAUGGCUAUUGUUACUCCACACGUAGUGGAGGCCAGAGAAUAUCUGGGCAAAACCAGCCCAGUAAGGCCCUAGGUCGGUAAAGCACUUAAGUUUGAGCUUAACUUUGAACUCUACUGAAGCCAAAGUUAACGGCAUUGCUGACUCAGGGCCUAAAUCAGGCUGAGCAUCUGUGUACAACAGCAACCACUAGGUAACAACCCUACUGGAUGUCUUUCUAAAACACGGGAUAGAGCUCAAACAGAAGUAAUGGGCCUGAUGUAGGAAUUAGUGAUUGAGGGUCUGUGGCCUGUGUUAUACAGGAAGUCAAACUUAAUGAUUGUGGGUGGUCUCUUCUGAUCUCAAAAGCUAGGAAUACUGUAUUGACUCAAACCAUGCGAGGUAAACCCUGUAUCCUAAGCAGCCUCCACUGCAGAAGGCCUUUAUGGCCGUAUUGGUAAAGACAGGCUCUUUUGUUGAAAUGAGCAUCUGACAAGACUGUAAAAACAUUAUUUUCCUCCCAAGGACAAAGUGAGAAAAAUUGGUGUUUGGAUCUCAGACACACGGUGUGAACAACCUGUCUUCUCUCCCCAGUACUUGUCUCACUGGAACAAAACCUGCUCUUGCCUAUGUCAGUUUCCUUCCUUAGAUAUUUUUAAGGUCAGGCUUGACAAAGCCCUGGCUGGGAUGAUUUAGUUGGGGAUUGGUCCUGCUCUGAGCAGGGGGUUGGACUAGAUGACCUCCUGAGGUCCCUUCCAACCCUGAUAUUCUAUGAUUCUACGAUUCUAUGAUUAGGUGAUUAUUAGAGAAGAUGGAAUGGCUCAUUUCUUCCUCAUUGUGAUGGCUUGCAUAUACAGAGAACUUACUGAGAUUUGUAUCUCACUCUGACACCCAAAUCUCUUCCCACCUAACAGAAAUCCUAGCUGGAGAGCAGCUAUUUCACCAGACUGGUUGAUGGUGGGGGGGCAGUAAAGCAGACCCCUCAAAACCCAGGAAAGGCCAAGCAAGAGACUGGAAAGGGAACAGGGAUUAGUAUGGGUAACACACCGGCCUUCCACCUCUGCAGACCUGGGUUCAAAUUUUUCUUGGCAAACGGAAGCAAAACCACGAGCCUGGUGUUCAUCUCUUCCUCUCUCUGAGGCUUAUUCUCCAAAAGGGAAACCACAGCGCAGUUUGCCACAGGUGUUACUCUCUCUUCCCAGGAGAUGUCCAGCAUUGAGAUGCCACGGGGUGCCGUAGGUCAGGACUAAGAUUCACAAUGCAAGAGCUAUGGAUGGGGAGAACCUUUCAUACAUCUGCCCAGGUUAUGUCUCACUCUGGGCACUGCUAUCAGUCCCUUGCUGUUUAUAAACACCAAAAAGGCAACCUUCUUUAUUGUUUGGUUUGGUUGUUUGUUUUUUUUCCAAUCAGUCUUUAUCACUAAGGGAGGCUGUAUUGGUUUUGGCCCGAAUCCAAUCACUGGCAAAUAUAAGACUCUUGUAAUGAACUAAUUUCAUUUGAUGCUGGUGAAACGCCAUCUUGCCCAGGGUAGAGAAACGUAAACAUCUGUCAGCCAUUCACUUUGAACAUGGACAUGAAUAAUGUGUUUUCUGAACAUUCAGGGGCCUGAUCCAAAGCCAAUG